AUGGACAGUCUACUGAUCAGCGAUGCGGAACGCUUCUUUAUCAUACAAGGCACAGAAGUUGGUUGCCGACUAGAUGGCCGCGGCGGGAAGGACUACCGGCCUGUCGAGGUUAUGACAGGCAUUCUCAAUCAUUCAGCAGGCUCUGCGAGGGUCAAAUUAGGUGGCACUUCUGUUGUAUCAUGUGUAACAGUCGAAAUCGGUUCCCCGUCCUUUGACCUUCCUCACCAAGGGCGACUUAUGAUCGAUGUAGAAUGUUCUCCUACAGCGACUCCUAAAUUCUCAGGCAAAAGUGGGAGUGAAAUAGCAGAUUCCCUAAAGGCAACACUAUCCUCUGCGUUCACUCCUGACUGUCUUCCUAUUGAGUUGCUGUGUAUUCAACCUGGCAAACAGUGUUGGGUCCUCUACGUAGACCUUCUGCUGUUAGAAAGCGAUGGAAAUAUACUGGAUGCCGCCUCACUUGCCAUAGUCGCUGCCCUUCGAACGCUCAAGUACUUAUACUUCGUUCUUUUCUAG
Messenger RNA from Dibothriocephalus latus, 513 nucleotides. The record is from the annotation of a GenBank genome assembly. Lineage: Eukaryota; Metazoa; Platyhelminthes; Cestoda; Diphyllobothriidea; Diphyllobothriidae.